Messenger RNA from Rubroshorea leprosula, 1083 nucleotides. Lineage: Eukaryota; Viridiplantae; Streptophyta; Magnoliopsida; Malvales; Dipterocarpaceae. The record is from the annotation of a GenBank genome assembly.
UGAGCAUUUAUAUGGCUUCAACUAUUAGUUAAGUAGCAGGCACCACCAGCAACGCAGAGACUACUUGGAAAAGAUGAAUACUGAAGCAGCUGCUAGAGUUUCAUCCAUCUUCAUCUAUCCAAUCAAAUCAUGCCGUGGCAUUUCUGUUUCCCAAGCACCCCUCACUCCUACUGGAUUUCGAUGGGAUCGGCAGUGGAUUAUUGUGGAUUCCAAAGGGAAGGCAUACACUCAGAGGGUUGAACCAAAGCUUGCUCUUGUUCAGAUAGAGCUUCCAAAUGAGGCUCUUUUGGAGGGUUGGGAACCUACUAAAAGCUCAUACAUGGUAAUAAAAGCUCCUGGAAUGAACAUGCUAAGGGUUUCACUAAGUAAACCACAGCAAAUAGCUGAUGGUGUCUCUGUAUGGGAGUGGUCUGGCUCUGCUUUGGAUGAAGGAGAUGAAGCAUCAGUAUGGUUUACCAAUUAUCUUGGGAAACCCAGUCGGCUAGUUCGUUUUAAUGCAGAAUCAGAAACUAGGCCUGUGGAUCCUCAGUAUGCACGUGGGCACCGUGUUAUGUUUUCUGAUGGAUAUCCCUUCUUGCUAAUAUCUCAGGGGUCAUUGGAUGCACUAAAUAAGCUUCUGAAGGAGCCUGUGCCAAUCAACCGUUUCAGACCCAACAUCCUUGUUGAUGGUUGUGAGCAAUUUUCUGAAGACUUAUGGGGAGAGAUUAGGAUAAGCAAAUUCACAUUCCAAGGUGUGAAACUGUGCUCCCGCUGUGAGGUGCCAACAAUCAAUCAAGAAACAGGAGUGGUAGGCCCUGAGCUAAAUGAAACUCUAAUGAAAACCAGAUCAGACAAGGUUUUGCGUCCAAAUAGAAAACAAGAAGGGAAGAUUUACUUUGGGCAGAACUUAGUUUGCAAGGACACUGUUUCUGGAGGGAAAGGAAACAUAGUUAAGGUGGGAGAUCCUGUUUACGUCCUCAGGAAGGUGUCAUCCGCUGCCGAAGCAGCGGCUUGAAGGCGAUGAAAUGCUUCUCUUUUGCCUUGUACUUGAGACUAGGAAAUAUAAUGCCUAAAUAAUAAUGAUAAUAAAGGGGGCAUUAGUGC